This is a messenger RNA of Entamoeba invadens IP1, 837 nucleotides long. RefSeq lists its product as hypothetical. NCBI's taxonomy places the organism in Eukaryota, Evosea, Mastigamoebida, Endamoebidae. The transcript is spliced from 2 exons. The record is from RefSeq and is a predicted model, not a curated record. The annotation marks the transcript as partial.
AUGGCUUGUGUUGGGCUGCUGUUGUUUUUCUGUUGCUUUCAAAGCUAUUCGUUGACGUGGUGUUCAAGUGAAAAUGGAACUGUCCAGUGUUUUCAAUCCCAUCCUCUGACAUGCCAAACACGUUUUGUUGAUGACAUUGGAGGCGUUCUAAUUUUAAAGAAUCGGCUGUCUUUUAGUGUUCAGUGUGACGUUGUCACAGAACUUCAAAUUGAUGUUGAACAACAUGUCGAAGAAAUUGUUUUUAAACUGAAUAACACUUUACUACAUUUUCCAAAAUUGAGCUUGAAAUAUGAAAACGUCACCGAAAAAACCGUUUUUGUUAAUAAAUUAAUUUCCAAUAGUACUAACAAUAAUAUUUGUGGACCAACAACUGAUUGUGAAAUUUGUGUUCAAAAUGUGUGUCAAAAGUGUUCACAAAAUUAUACUUUAACAACUCGGACAAAUGGCGUCUUUUGUAAAAAAUCAAACGCAAAAUCGUCAUUUUUUGUAUGUGAUGACAGAGCAUACAUAUAUGGGUUGACUUGUUGUCCAAAAGAUUGUGCGAGUUAUGAAUGCCAGUACAGCACAACUACUGGUGUGUGCUAUCGGUGUAAUUCGGGCUUUUAUCUCACUCCAAUAUAUACCAAAGGUGUGAUAUGCACUGCGUGUUCCGCUUUAGAUUCCAAUUGUGUUUAUUGUAGUGACGCAAAUACGUGCACACAAUGUAAAUAUGGGUAUUACCCAUAUGGUAGGUAUUGUUACUCGUGUGGUAAUAUGUACCAGUAUAUUGUACAAAGUGCUCUUAUGGGUAUUAUCUUUAUGCCGGAGAAUGUCGUACAUGUCCAUCAACCUGCGCAA